Columba livia (rock pigeon) is the source of this 4064-nucleotide messenger RNA. RefSeq names its product MKS transition zone complex subunit 1 (gene MKS1). The transcript is spliced from 17 exons. Lineage: Eukaryota; Metazoa; Chordata; Aves; Columbiformes; Columbidae. Bases 51 to 1829 code for a protein of 592 amino acids. The record is from RefSeq and is a predicted model, not a curated record. Gene Ontology annotation, cellular component: MKS complex. Gene Ontology annotation, biological process: cilium assembly.
UGUGCCUGGCGCGCCGCCCGUCUCCAUGGUGAGCGCGCGGCGCCGCGGCCAUGGCGGAGCCGCCGUGCAGCGCGGGCGGCGCCGUUUACCGCUCCCGCGACCCCGUGCGCAACCUGCGGCUCCGGGUCCGCAUCCAGCGGCUCACGUCGGCCGGGCCCCUCCUGCCGCAGGCGCCGCCGCCGCUCGCCAGCCCGCGCGGCCCCGAGCUCCUGGGCCUGAACGAGCGCGCCGCCCGCGGUACGGGGGGCGGAACGGGGGGGGCGGACCGGGGGGCUGGGGGGGCGGGCGGGGCCCCGCCGCCGGAGGUGACCCGACCGACUCCCGCAGGUGCCCGGCGGCCCCCGGAGGAGGAGCAGGAGGAGGCCGAGGUGGGGUGGCAGGAGAAGCUCUUCAGCCAGUUCGAGGUGGAUUUGUACCAAAAUGAGUCGGCCUGCCAGACUCCCCUGGACCGGCAGUACCACGCGGAGAUCCUGAAACUGGAGAAGGCUGGAGGUCGGAAGAACUGUCGCAUCUUCACCUACACUGACCAUGACCGAUUCACCAACCUAGAGGAGCACUGCCAGAAGGUCACUGACUCAGAUCACGAGGUGCCAUCGUAUCUGGCAGAGAGGAUGGCCAAUGUGAGGAGGAGAAGACAAGACCGUAGGCCAGUAGAAGCGAGUUCUCUGAAGUCAAAAAUCAUCACCUGGGAACCCUCAGAAGAAUUUAUAAAGAACAAUCAUGUGAUUAACACUCCUGUCCAGACCAUGUACAUCAUGGGGGACUUGGGACCGUAUGGGAAGCUUGGUCACAGGGACUAUGAACAUGUUCUUUGCACAAUCAAGGUGGACGGCAACGGGGUGAUCACGGUGAAGCCCGACUUUACUGGCACCAAAGAACCCUACCGGAUUGAGCUGGAUGGAGAGAAGCGAGAGGUGUGGAAAUACACCAUUGAGAACGCGUCUGUCCAGGUGCAGCCAGAGGAGGAGGAACGCGAGCAGCGCGUGUUCAGAGAUCUGUACGGUCGGCACAAGGAAUACCUCAGUGGUCUCGUGGGCUCGGAAUUUGAAAUGACUCUUCCUGGUACACUGCGGCUGUUUGUGAAUGGGGAAAUAGUUUCAGCUCAAGGCUAUGAGUAUGACAACCUCUAUGUGCAUUUUUUCCUGGAGCUGCCUGACCAGUGGUCGAGCCCCGCGCUCCAGCAGCUCUCGGGAGUGACGCAGACCUGUGCCACCAAGGCAGUGGGCUGGGAUAACGUGGCACACUUCUGCUACCCCUUCACUUUGGAGAUGUUUUUCACUCAAGCAGAUGAAGCAGAAGACAGUCUCCCCCAGUGGCCUGUUCUCUACUUUGAGGUCCUGUCCCUGGAUUUCUGGCAGAGGUACCGUGUUGAAGGAUACGGUUCCCUGGUGCUGCCAGCAUCUCCAGGUCUCCACGCGCUCACCAUCCCGACCUGGCGCCCUGUGGAGCUGGGCACAGUUGCUGAGCUGAGGAGGUUUUUCAUCGGUGGAUCUCCUGAGCUGGAGGACAUCACCUACGUCAGGACGCCGUCGACCUUCAAGGGAUCGCGUCUGAGCCGCCUUGGUUUUCGCACAGAGACAACAGGCAGCGUCACAUUCCGCCUUUACUGCCUGCAGCAGUCUAAAGCAUUUCUGGAAACCAGUGCCCUGAGGCAGCGCAUGCAGAGCGUGCUGGACCGGCUUGGAGGCUUCAGCCAGCAGUGCUCUGUCUACAACGUUUUGGAGGCUUUCCAGAGGGCCCGGCGCCGGAUGCAGGAAGCGCGCCAGAGCCUUCCCCAGGACCUCAUCAGCACCUCUGCCCCCGCUGGGCACCACCCGCAGGAACCGUGAUCGACCCCUCCGCCGCCAGCGCCUUCCCUCCAACACGAGCUCCUGGAGUCCAGCAGGAGCCACGGUGCUGGUGCCUGGAACCUGUUGGACCUUCCUUUGUCAUUUUCCCCGGAUGGGGGAAGGAGCCUGUGACACAUCCAGACCCAUUUCCACCGGUACCUGUGGAAGCAGCCCCUUUUUCGCAACGUGUUCUGUUACCAGUUGCUAACAAUAUAGCCAAUUGUUCACGUUUCUGCUGAGCAGAUGAAAAUACAGACACAGGACCUGUGAACCUUUUAACACAUUUUCAAGAAUUGAAUAGUGAAGGAUUAGAAAACUUUCAAGUCUACAUGAGUUGUUAAAUUUAGUUUUUUUCUCAAAGAAGAGGGUGAUGUUGAAGGUUGAAGCAUGAGUACUAAUUUAACAAAAUAAGUAGGUAACUUGAGAAGUGCUGAUAAUUGUCAGCAUAGGUCAGUCAAUAGUAAAAUAAAUCUGUCCACCUGUGCCUUAAGAUUGAUUCAUUCCUAGAGAGCGAGCUCCCUGCCACCUGUAAUGUAUGAAAUCAAAGCAAAGGAAUGAUGCUUGACAGAUUGAGAACUGGAGAAAAGGGUCGCGUUCUCUGUUCCCGUGCAUGUGCCCAUAACAUUUCUGGCUCUGCAGUGACGAGCAGGCGGAUUCCUUGUUCAAGAAUACAACUGAAAACACCAUUCCCCAUAGUUUGCAGCAGAACUUUGGCUGGGGCUGGCCGGUGUGCAGACAACGAGAGCAGGUUACAGCAUUUGCACAGCAGCUGAACUUUGAACGGCUCAAGCUGUUCGUUUGCGCGAUGGUUCGUUGUUCCACCUCUGCGGUACAUGGCAUCGCUUCCCGGGGAAGCACGUGUGCGCUCUGUUUUUAGCCAGUUUCUUCUGUUCUUUUCUUUUUUCCCUGUUUCUGUUCCUCUCUCAAGUUCACAGGAGCAAGGUACCUGCAUGCUGACAGCGCUGCGGUGAUCCGUGCAUGAGUCACGUUUCCGUGUGUUCUCUGCUCCUCGCACAAGGGAUAGGAAGGGAAAUCUCAGGCUGAGAUCAGGCAGGUCUGAGUGUGUCUGUGAAGUUCGAACUCACAGGCAGAAUAUGAAACAGGAAUGGGUCUUUGUCUUGCUCUGCACGUUCCUCCUUUGCAGGGAACGUGAGACUCGUGCUUACAGCCGUGUGACUGUUAGAACAUCCCGCUCUUCCCUGGUGCUCUGUUGUCUUCCUCACUCCCUUCUUGCCAUUUUCAUCUUGUCCCAGCUUUCACUGGGGAAACCAAGCUCCUGGGUUUGUUCCUCCUUGACCUGUGCUGUAGUUCCUCGAUCUGCCUGGCAGCUUGCAUAUGCCUGGCAAUUUCAAUUACAAACGAGGAGUUUUGCUCACCUUCCUUGGCUGCUAUCCCUCUGUUCAGACGGAAGAGGCUGCCAGCGUGUAUGAGAGCACGGCGCGUUAGCAGGGCGCCGUGUCCUCGGCCUGGAGCGCGGUGACGUCUGGUGCACCAGUCGGGUCUCCCCUCGGGCUCUGGGUGUGAUGGCUGCAAAGGCAAACGCGCGGUUCUGAGGUGUGUGCACUGUCCAUACAGUCACGUUUCACAGAGGCUGACCCGCGCAGUGCCCGGGGUGAACACGUAGUGCUCACUAUCGAUUUUUUUCUUUAAUAGUAAUUCACGUCAUGGCCGUAUAUGUUUAUUGCAUCCCAUCAGCAAUACUGAAUUCCCUUCUGGGUGUUGCUGUUGUGCUUAUCACCAAGAGCUGAAUUGCCUGUCUCUAAAGCCCUUUUCAGGAUUGAGUUACAAGGUGAAGAGAAUGUUCUUUUUUUCAGUGAAGUAACAAAACACCUUUCAGAUUGAGAUGCUGCCAAGGGCAGAUCUGUUAGUGAGUGGACUGUUCUGAUUAGAAGAUCGGGUUCCUGACUCGUGGUCGUUGCUCAGCACAUUUACACGGCAGGAUUUGGUGUGUUGAGUGUGUUAAGGUUGCACGGAGAUGCAGUGAGGUUUGCAUAAUGAUACUAGUAUUGCUAAUUAAAACUGAAAAGUGUAAAAUUUAUAAAUAAAAAAUUAUUAUAACCAAAGAAACAAUUCUUCCAAAGUAAGACAAUGUUAGCAGUGUUUCACCCUCGUGCUUGCAGCCUCCUUGGCCUGACAGAACAAAAUGGUCCUCGUAAAAGAUGUUUUGGUGAACGCCUUCAGCAAAUGUUCUUUGAAUAUGCCCUUUUAUAAAUAAAACUAGCAAAUUUCCAUAUA